Messenger RNA from Ruditapes philippinarum (Manila clam), 3984 nucleotides. Its product is annotated as ubiquitin carboxyl-terminal hydrolase 15-like. The record is from RefSeq and is a predicted model, not a curated record. Bases 5 to 1000 code for a protein of 331 amino acids. Gene Ontology annotation, molecular function: cysteine-type deubiquitinase activity. The transcript has 6 exons. Lineage: Eukaryota; Metazoa; Mollusca; Bivalvia; Venerida; Veneridae.
AGAAAUGAAAACAAUCCAAGAUAAUUGUUCAAAACUGUCUGCAUUGAUUUCCGAGACAUCAUCCAUGAAAUCUAAGAUGGAACAGAAAGUACGGGAAUGUAAAAGAUGUGAAUUGUUCAUGGCCAUGAAGGAUAUGCAAACGAAGCAAAAAAUCCUACAGCAGAAUGUAUUGGAGGUGAAGCGACACAACUUGAGAGAAUUUGAGUUUGAAGCAAAUAGCAGUAUAAAAUCUUUGAUGGAAAAUCAUAUUCCGUUGGGAAAUCUAGUUUUCAAACAGAAUGUAGGUAUCACCUGUAUAAACGAGGAAUCCGCACAAAUGUCAAAGCCCACUGUAGAUGUAGAAACACAGAAAUCGUUCGUUGCAAACCAAUUACACAAACCAUUAAUUAAAGGAGAGACAUGGUACAUUAUUGAUGUCAAAUGGUUCAAACAGUGGAAAAGUUAUGUUGGUUAUGAGAGCUGGGACCACUUUAAUGUAGGCGAGGAAUCAGCUCAUCCAGGACCUAUAGACAAUACCCCUAUUUUUCAAGAAGGAACGGAUAAACUGAAAGAACACUUGAUAGAUGAUUUAGAUUAUGGACUUGUUCCUGAAGAAUGUUGGCAAAUGUUGCUGUCUUGGUAUGGACUAUUGGAAGGACAGAAACCAUUACCAAGAAAAGUGAUAGAAGAAGGUACUUAUAGUAAAUCUUUGAAAGUGGAAGUUUACCCUUGGCAUAUAAAGAUUUGUGAUAACUCUAAACCAGAUGCUGUCAUUACAAAACUUUUCAGCAGAAGUGAUACAAUCCGCAACCUUGAAGAAGAAAUGCGUAGGGAAUUUAGCAUAUCCAAUGAUAAAGAAGUCCGGUUAUGGAGUAGGUAUAUGACAAACACGUACGAACAGUUGACCAAAAAAGACAAUACGUUACAGGAUGCAGGGUUAUAUCAGGGUCAAUUAAUCGUGAUAGAGCAGAAAAAUCCCGACGGAACAUGGCCUAGAAAAAUUAUAAAAAAAAAAGAUUAAAUAAAAAAGUAACGUAAGUAGCGUGUAUGGUUUUAAGUUGAUAAAAAAAUUGUAUAACAAAAUGAACAGAAUUUGGUUUAAGAAAGGUUGAAUCUUAAAAAGUGAAAAUGGAUAUUUAGCUAAAGGAACGAUAUUCAUUACGGCUAUAACUAUAAUACAUCAUGUUAACAAAUGCAUUUGCACAAAGUUUAUGUAUAUGCAUUUCAUAAACGACAAGAUUAUUUAAAUGCUUUAUAGAGGAAGAACUAUUGUAUUUAUUAGAGUAGAGCAAAUUCAGUAACUUUUUCAUGUUUCUUUCAUUUUAAUUGGUAAAAUACCAUACUUUGACUUUCGUAACACCCUCUUUGAUUGUUUACCUUGUAUCUGUAUAUAUGCUAAUAAAAUUUUGUCAUUGUUAGUCACAUACAUGUUUAUGCUAUGGUAUAUGCCGCAGUGUUGUAUAUAUGCAAAUGAAUGAAUAAACUUUCUGUUCUGUUCUGAUUAAAAUAUAAAAAAAAUAAAAUAUAAAACUUGCAAUAUUGCCUGAUGCAUCUUUUCAGCUCUUCAGACAUUUUGGUACAUAUAUAAUAAUAAAUCAUUGUAUUUCUUUAAUAGCCUUUCUCUGAAUGUCUCUAUCAGAAGUGUCGUUUUUGCAUCCGGAUAUUUACAAUUAUUACGAAAGCAUUUUUGCCAGUCUAAGUGAACAUAUUUUACAAGAUAUUUAGAACCUUUUUUAUUUCAAGGUUCCUUAUAAUGUAUUAUUAUAAAUUGUGUUGUACAUGUUUUAGGUGUACAUUUCUUAAAAAUGUCAAUGCUUUCUUUAUCUCACCUGUCCUCCUUACGAUUUAAUAAACAUGAACUAUGAUCUACAUAUCUUGUGUCAAUAGAGGAUAAAUUUAAUCAAUACAAGUAUAAUCAAUAUUAACGAUAUAAUCAUAUUUGUUCUGACACGGUUUGUGAUAGCGUUAUGUAGAUUAAAUACGUUUUCGAUUAAAAUAGAUACAUGUAUAUAUGUCAAAUCUUUACUAAUGUUAGCUUAGGACAUGUGUAUUCUUUUUUUUAUUCAUCUAUUUCAACUAUUUGUUUUGGUAAAUAUUGAAUCAAAAUUCAAAACAUUUACAUUAACUAGUGUGAUUUAAAUAAGUGAAAUACAAACAUUAAUGUAUAUAAUAUUUGUAUAGUUUGUCGUUCACUGUAUUCUGUAUGUUUACAAUUUCAUAACGAAAAUAAUGUAUUGUAUAUGUUCAUUGUUAUUGUAUAAUUAUGUUCAUUGUUCGUUAUGUUGUAAUAACCUGUAGACAUUAAAGAACGCCAAGGGAAGAAAGCGAAUGCCAAAAAUGUACCAUAGAUGUAAUAUAAAACUAGUUUUAUUAAAAAAAUUCCUCCAAAUAUGUCCAAAAAUUAUAACUAAAGGAAACAAUUUGUAAUACCAUAUUUCUGUUCAUGGCCUUCUAUUAAAAUUCGAAUUAUUGAUUUAUCAAACUAUGAAUACUUUGUUUUGCAAAAAAGAGCUACAAAAUAUUUUGAUUUUAGUAUAUUGAAUAUAUAUGUACUAAAAAGAUCAAUUAAUCAAAAUGUUGUUUUGUAUCAUUUUUCUGUAAAUUAGUAUGCACGUUUAUCACUGGCUAUAUGUAUGCUCGUGUUAUUAUUUGCCAAAUAAAGAUUUUGUUAUGUAUAUUGUUUUUAUGGGCUUAUCAGCUUUAUUUGAUUAAAAUAAAUGUCUGUAAAAUGCAGUCAACGAAAAUUAUAGAUCUACAUGUAGAGAGGUGCAUAGAUAUUUUUUCCAUAUAUAUAAGCUUGACAACGUCAAGGUUUAAUUGUGACGUUUAUAGGUAAGAUCUAAAAAUGAAACUUGCAGAAACCAUUUUAGCUCACCAGAACGGAAGGUUCAGGGUUAGCUAUGAGUAUCAAAGGGGGAUGCUCCGGUGUCCGUCGUCAUGCGUCAACAUUUUUUUCCUCUGAAACUGCUGGGCAAAUCUACUUCGAAUUUGGUCUGAAGCAUAAUUGUGACAGUCGCACUUUAAUUCGUUCAUAUCAUUUGAAUUCGCCCCUUUUAGGUGCCAACAGAGCUAAAAAUAGAAAACUCUUAGAACUAAUUGAUGGAUGAUCACCAAAUUUUGUCUGUAGCAUUCUUAGAUAAUCUGUUAUCAAAUUUGUUCAAAAUUUAUUUUAUCCGCUCAUAUCAUUUCAAUUUGCCCCUUUUAGGUGCAGAGCUAAAAUGGAAUUUUUUAAACAUCUCCUACUAAACUAAUGAUGGAAUGAUAACCAAACUUUGUCUAUAGCAUUCUUAUGUAGUCUUUUAUCAAAUUUGUUAAUAUUAAUUUGAUAUGCAUCUUUUAGGGGCCGCUUAAGCUCAAAAUAGAAACAGCUUUUCUAUUUUUCUCUUCUUCUUUUGAAUUAAUUGAUUGAUGAAUGAUCGCCAAACUUUGUCUUCUGCAUUCUUAGAGGAUUUUUAUCAAGUUUGCUCAAAUAAAUUUGAUGGCCUAUUUUCAGGGGCCGCUAGAUCUGAAAAAGGGAAAAAGAAAUAUGUAAACAUCAUCUUCAACUGAACUGAUAUCACUAGUGUUUGCUUGCACCUUUCCUUUUUUUAGAAUUUACCAAAUUAAUGCUAUUGGUUACUUUUAUGACCUCGAGAGUCAAAAAUAGAAACAUUUUUUAAUAGCUUUUCGAAAUAAAUUGUUUGAAAUACUAACUAGAUCUGUCUAUUUCUUACUAUGUUUUGCUUUUUAUGUCAAACCCUUUAACAUAACCAUAGCUGCCACUUCAUGUAUUAUUUUCAAUACAAGCAGACAUAUUAUUAUAGAGGCUACCGUGGGCACCAUGUUAAAAUCGUUGACUUUAAAUCAUUUUCCUCUCACCACUUUAGGUUCGAUACGAUUGGUAUUUUGGAUUCUAACCAUCUAGCUAGCAUACAUAAUGUAGGUGGUCCUACACUGGUGCCCACUCUAUUUGAACAUAUUAUUAGGCCUAAAAUAGUUAUGGUUAGGGUAACCCUACCCUUACUA